Messenger RNA from Colletotrichum gloeosporioides, 1221 nucleotides. RefSeq lists its product as uncharacterized. Gene Ontology annotation, molecular function: protein binding. The transcript has a single exon. The record is from RefSeq and is a predicted model, not a curated record. Lineage: Eukaryota; Fungi; Ascomycota; Sordariomycetes; Glomerellales; Glomerellaceae. The coding region runs from base 1 to 1221 and encodes 406 amino acids.
AUGGCAUCCCUAAUGUGGCUCAAGGCUUUGGACUUCAAGGCCCACAUCCUCAAGGCCUUCAUCUUGGUCGAGGAUCUCGUGGGCUGGCACCCCGUCGGCCCCGACGGCGUCGCAACACCAGACCUAUUCCCCUCCAUCUGCCCGAUGGAGGCUCCCGGGCUCGCCAUCAACCACACGCCGCAGCAGGUCGUCUGGUCGCACAAGCCGGUCUGCAAAGGCUACGUCGCCGACCCGGCCUCCAAGUACUGCGUCUACACCGACACGCAGUACGGCCCCAACGGCAUCAGCAUCAUCGCCAAGCAGCGCGUCAUGGACGCCAGCAUCCUCGAGUGCUUGGCCAACAACCGCACCAUCCUCCCCAAGAACACCCAAGCACACUUCUCCCGAUCGACCAGCCCCCAGCCGUACGAGGUCGUCGACGUCGAGGGCAAGGGCAAGGGCCUCGUCGCCACGCGCCCUAUCGCCGCGCAUGAGGUCAUCCUCACCGACGAGGCGACCCUCAUCAUGGACAAGAACAUCCAGCGCUGGAUGACGCAGCCUGACGGCUACAAGCUGCUCAACGCCAGCAUGGCGCAGCUGCCUUCCCCCGCCGUCAUCGCCGACCUCCACCGCCUGCCGACCGCCAAGGGCAACCUCGUCUUCGACACCCUCAACGCGAACAGCCUCACCAUCAAGCUGCGCAUGCCCAACAUGGCCGUCCUCCCGCGCAUCGCGCGUAUCAACCACGACUGCCGCCCCAACGCGUACAUGCGCCUGCCCACCGACGGGCUGUCCGGCACCGUCGUCGCGGGCGAGCAGGGCAUCGCGCAGGGCGAGGAGAUCACCAUCAGCUACUUGCCGGUCGAGUACGCAAGACAGCGCCGCCAGCGGAACCUGGUGAAGGAUUGGGGGUUCGAGUGCGGGUGUAAGCUGUGCACCAUGCCGGAGGAGGAGGUGGCGGCGUCGGAUGCGAACAGGAAGAGGCUGCACGAGCUGGAGACGAAGUCGCAGUAUGCUUCGUAUGAUAGCAAGACGGAGGAGGCGAUCCAGCUUACCGAGGAGAGCUUGGAGGUGCUCCGCGAGGAGGACUUGAUGAUCACGGCGAAGUGGCGGUAUAUGUGGCUCGCGAUGUUGUACGAGAAGCUGGGCCGGGAGGACGAGAAGGAAAAGUAUGAGAAGAUGGCGGAUGAGUGGGAGGAGAAGUGGCUGGGUGAUGAUGUGGAUUGGGAGAUCCGAGCAUAA